AUGUGACUACAAACUCCAGCCAGCUCUCCUUACUUGCCCAGCCCACUAACACUCAGCUGACACAGAGAAGGACAGCCGGUCCUCCAAGACAGCACAUAAGGAAGAAGACAGUUGGUCAUGAAAACGUUUAUUAUCGGAAUUGGAGGCGUGACAAAUGGAGGGAAAACAACCCUUGCAAAGAAACUCCUGCAGUCGCUUCCUAACUGCAGCCUUAUCUCCCAGGACGACUAUUUUAAGCCUGAAGCAGAAGUCGAGACUGAUGAAAGAGGAUUCAAACAAUAUGAUGUUCUUGAGGCUUUGAACAUGGAUGCAAUGAUGACCAGUGUACAUUCUUGGAUACGUCAUAGUAAGGAUGUUGAGUUCUCCGAGGAAAAAAUCAAAACCGAGAGCCAAUUUGAAAACAUAAUAAACUUUUUAGUAAUUGAGGGAUUUCUCCUAUAUCAUUACAUGCCAUUGAACGAUGUGUUUAAUAGAAGAUACUUUCUGACAGUUUCAUAUGAAGAAUGCAAGAAGAGAAGAAGCACCCGGGUUUAUGAACCCCCUGACCCUCCUGGCUAUUUUGAUGGACAUGUGUGGCCUAUGUAUCUUAAACACAAGAAACAAAUGGAACGAGUUGUGAGAGAAAUUGUUUACUUAGAUGGUACCAAGUUGGAAGAUGACAUUUUUUCUUAUGUUUAUGGUGAUAUAAGAACAGCUGCUCAGCAAUUGACUACUUAAGAUCGCUUGAAGGCCUUAUCAUCUAUGCAUAGUGUCACAGGAGAGAGCACAGUGAACCUUGAGUGCUUUCAGACUUAAAUUAAGUCUUUAGUCAAAGUUCCUACUUUUUAUUGGGCCAGCAAAGAAAAAGAUGUACAAAGUUUUCAGGACCUCAAAGAUCCGUUCAUCAGAUUUUCUUAUACAGAUUUAAAUAUAACAUUGGUCCUCA
Molecule: messenger RNA, 925 nt
Organism: Spea bombifrons (plains spadefoot toad)
Lineage: Eukaryota; Metazoa; Chordata; Amphibia; Anura; Pelobatidae
Gene: NMRK1
Product: nicotinamide riboside kinase 1
Exons: 9
Coding region: 118-717 (199 amino acids)
Cellular component (GO): cytoplasm
Source: RefSeq, a predicted model, not a curated record